Candidozyma auris is the source of this 2934-nucleotide messenger RNA. RefSeq lists its product as uncharacterized. NCBI's taxonomy places the organism in Eukaryota, Fungi, Ascomycota, Pichiomycetes, Serinales, Metschnikowiaceae. The transcript has a single exon. The record is from RefSeq and is a predicted model, not a curated record. Bases 1 to 2934 code for a protein of 977 amino acids.
AUGAUCCUAGAUGCCGUCUACCGAGACGAAGCCCAAUUAAAAUUGCACAAAUACAUGAACUCACGAAAACAGUUUCACGAUCCGAACGAGACGUUCUUCGUUUCUCCUCAUAGAAAUGUUGAAAGUGUCAUACUCGAAAACACUUUUGAACCUACGCAGACCUGGGAACAGAUUGUGUCUAAUAACCGAAACCUACCGCCUAGUGCCGGGUCAAUAGUGGAGUUCUUCGAUGCUGAAAACGAUAGAAAUUGUCUUGGUAUAGUGGUCAAAGAGCUGCAAUCAAAAUUCAACGAAAGCCAUAAUAAGCUCAUCGUCCUCACGCUGAAGAACGAACUCACAAGAGUGUAUCCACAGAAUAUCAACUUCAAUGCUUUUCAGGUGUUAGAUGCUGAGUGGAUUCACUCAUUGGACAUUUUGUACCAUCGUUUUGAUGAGGAGUAUUCCAUGCGGCUUGAGUUGGGCGAAAUUCUUCAUCUGUUCAUGGAUAAGACGAGAGAUUAUCAAGGUCUGGUUCAAAAAGAACUCCGAAAAGUGUAUGCCAAUUUGGCCUCUCAAGACAACGCCAACGCGACGAGCUUGUUGGCUGUAGUGAGGCAGAUGAAUUCAUUCCAUUUGAAAAGCUACUUUGACCAAAGUGCACUUCUCAUGGCCAUCCAUUUGGAAAUGUCUCGCGACGCUUCUCGCUGGAUCGUCCUGCUGUGUCUUCCGAAGCACACCACCAACUUAUCAUUCUUGCACUGUUCAAACGAGUUACCACCUGAAACAAUCUACUUUGGCAAUUCUCUCACCAACAACGACUCGGUAACACACUUUUUGGAUUAUGACGACGCCAAACUUGAUGAACUAAACACAUUCCUUUUAUCUCUCAUUGAACAUCCAAGAGACUAUGACGACCUCACCCUUUUGCUCAAUAUCUGGCAGGGGAAGGACUUUUUGCAUGCUUUCAAAGCGAUGACUUUUGCAUUAUUCUACCCUCACACAUCACUCAUGGAGAAAUUUGCCAAGGUUAAGAUAUUUCAGAGUAAAGACAGAGUCAGAAUAAAAGACCUCCAAGAUCUCUUCCGCAAGAUUGGUCUUUAUGAUUGCUCCAAGAAUCCAUUGACUGACAUUGUAAUAUCUGCGAACAUAUUUGGAAAGCCUUCUUUGGACCAACUAGCGGUCUCUUCUCCAAAAGAUUUGCGCCCGUCUCCCCUAGAGCUACGUUCUGCCCGAAUGCUCUCCGCUGGUGAGCUUGAUGACAAAUUCAGACACUUGCGAAACUCAAAGAAAUACUACCAGGAUCACGUAAUCUAUGUGCUUCCGUCCAACCAAAGCUACUCGUACAUCGGUGUAUCUUUGGAGAAAAUAAAUGCUAGAAAGUACCUCAUCAACGUCCAUGUCCCUGAUGUGGCAGCAAGAAUCCCGCCAGGGAGUACCUUUUUUGAAGAGCUUGCUAGUUACAACUUCUCGUUAGAAUCACUAAAGGGCCUUAUAGAUAGGGGACUGAUUGAGAUUCUUGCAAAGAAUGUGAGAGAUGAGCUUUCAUUGAGAACUCAAGGACUUGCGAAGAGCGGUGAACUUUUCAGAGUAGGAGAUUUCGAAAACACGAGAAUAAGAGAUCACAAGAGCAAAACGUGCAUGACCUUAUCUUUCGAGUAUAACACCUUUGCCCUGUCACCAUUGAAAGAGCUUGGAAAUCUCGUGACUGUGACAUUCGACAGAAUCAAUAACGUGAAAGUCAAGGAGCUAACCUGGGAAGCUCUUGAUGAUAUCCUUGCUGGCCGUCUCGAAUCUGGUAUUUUGAAUCCAUUCAAGCUCUUCAACAGGUUUAAAGAAGCAGAAGAACAAAAACCAGAUGUCUCCAUAGAUGAGCAUGAUAUUCUGAAUCUUGGAUUUAUUUAUAAUGUGAUGAAGACUCAUUUCAGCAUGAGGAACUCAAGAUGUGCCUCGGCGCCCCCACCUUCUAAUCUCAAAAGGGUGGUGUCUAGGGCUCUCAGCUAUGAGAAAAAGGAAGAGCUCGAAGUGAUGAAGACAACUUUGACGCUUCCUACCGUCAGAGAGGCUGCGAGGUUAUCACGGGCUCUUUUCUUCACAGAUGAGGUUCAAACAUUUCUUGAAUCCCUGGUUGCCUCUUACUGCAACAGAGAGGCCAUACCAGUAUUAGCAAGGCAUGAUGGAUUGCUUGAACCAAGUGAUAAAUUCUCCACUUUGGACGAAGCUGCAUCUAAAGCUGAUGAAGUACUUGUGUCACACAACAACAAGCUUCUACCGAAUUACUACUGCAGCUCAUAUUAUCAGGCUAUCAUGGCGAAAGACAGACAUGGUUACGUUUCUUUGCCAGCUUUCUUCAUCGGGAAUAACUAUUUAGGAAAACAGACUCUUGUUACUAGCAACGAGAGUCCUUACCUGCUCACAAAGGGCUUGCCCAUGGGACGAGUCAUCGUUGCCAGUGCUAUAGGCAGCGUUGAAGCUUACCUAAAUCAACUCCAGAUCUUAGCACACUUGCAUCUACAAGAAACUGCCGGCUCUACAUACUUGAAACUGGUUAUUAAGACUUCUCACUUAAAAGCUUCUGGGUAUCCCGUUCACGGGCCGCUUUCAGCAAAGUUUUUGGCUAGUCAAAUAACAAGACUCCGAGACACAAAGCUUGGAAAUCGGUCUCUUGUGGAGGCACAUACCCGGUUCUGGAAGCUCAGGUACCUUGAACAAGAGCUUAUGGCUAACGCCGAGGACGAGGCAUUCAACUUGUCUUGUGUGGUCACAAGCAUCGGUCACGAAAUCGACUCAGAAACGAAGUUGGCCAGAGCCUGGUGUUUGGAACUAGCCAUGGAGGUGGAUAUGCUAAUCCAUCCAUACAGCGACUUAACUAUGGGGUCUACUGCCACAGUAGACAAAGUGCUCUACAUCGACGCUGCCGAGGGCCAGUGCAUUGUGAGGUGUCAGGACGACUAUUAA